Messenger RNA from Pseudogymnoascus verrucosus, 3470 nucleotides. RefSeq lists its product as uncharacterized. Gene Ontology annotation, cellular component: nucleus. The record is from RefSeq and is a predicted model, not a curated record. The coding region runs from base 121 to 2499 and encodes 792 amino acids. The transcript is spliced from 7 exons. Gene Ontology annotation, biological process: positive regulation of transcription from RNA polymerase II promoter by galactose; DNA-templated transcription. Gene Ontology annotation, molecular function: DNA-binding transcription factor activity, RNA polymerase II-specific; zinc ion binding; RNA polymerase II cis-regulatory region sequence-specific DNA binding. Lineage: Eukaryota; Fungi; Ascomycota; Leotiomycetes; Thelebolales; Thelebolaceae.
CGACAUUAUUCAUUUUCGCUCGAUAUCUAUGAUCUUUUCUUCUCCCCGGAUUUUCACCUGAUUGUACCAGCACAGUUUCAUCCCCACCAAACCGAAUGUUGAUACCGGCACUUUAACCGUAUGCCUGCAUCGUGGACAGAAUGCGAGGGUGGGGCAGAGACAUCAGGGCCCAAACGACGGAGGAUUUCCCUAGCCUGUAGUGCAUGCAGAGCUAGAAAGUCACGUUGCGAUGGUGCGAGGCCAAAGUGUUCGGCAUGCAACGAGCUGAGCUUCGAUUGCGUGUACAUUCAAUCAGCAUCGAGUUCAAAUGUAAUUGUUGGAAAGGAAUACCUUACUAGCCUUGAAGAACGGCUGAAAGCUGCGGAGGAGAAUAUAUUAUCUCUCCAAACAUCUCAGUCUCGACAACAGCAGCAUUUGCGCUUCGAAGACGUUGACGAACUUGUACCGAACGAUGCCCAUGGUGGAAAUACAAAUAAGGAGUUAUUACCUCUUACCGAUAAUACCCGACCUGCUGAUGGGUCAGAGGCUACUCAUGUCAUCACUCUAGAGGAUGAAACCAAUGAGCUGGGAACUGUCAUUUUCAGCGUCGAAGAGAAUUGUGGCUUUUUUGGACCAUCAUCAAAUAUUGCCCUCAACCGUCACGUGUCUCGUGCUGUCUUAAGGCUCUCUCGGACCCACCAAACCUUCUCCAAUACUACUGAUAACGAAAGCCAAAGACUGCAUGCAGAGAUGGGAAUCAUGAGCGCCUCAAGGCCAUCAUCCCCCAGCCCUCGCUCUCUUAGACUAGCAAACAGUACUGGAGACGAAACCGCUGUCAACAUAUACAGGCUUCCAACCGAAGAGCGAACUUGUGAGCUUAUUUCUCGCUAUUUCAGCGAUACUGGACUUCUCUUUCCCUAUAUCCACGAAGAGACCUUUUGGGAAUCGUACAACGAAAUGAAAAGCAGCAAUUUCACACGAACAAGAAGAUCGUGGCUGGGCUUGCUUAACAUUAUUAUGGCAUUAGCAACCAGUACAACCAUUGACACAGGCUCUAGCGCGGAAGAGAGGCUUCGAGAGUGUGAUAUUUACUACCAAAGAGCGAUGGGAUUAUGUGAAAAGCAGAUGAUGCGCGGUACUAGUUUUGAAAUUGUACAAUUUCUUCUCGUUAUGGGCCAGUACCUUCAAGGUACUCAAAGGUCGGUAGAAACCUGGUCAAUUCAUGGUCUCGCUGUCAAAGCUGCCAUGCAGCUUGGCUUACAUUGCCCCAAAGUGUCGGGACAUCUCUCUCCACUAAUGCAGGAGUACAGAAAGCGAACAUGGUAUGGGUGUGUAGUACUUGACCGUACACUUAGCAUGACCUUCGGAAGGCCAUCAGCAAUCCCAGGCGACUAUGUAGUGCUCGACCUUCCGUGCAAUGUUGGGAUGAGCAAUCCACCGGGCGUGAUUGCCCCAAGAACAGAGGCCAGCUUGGGCUUUUUCAACGCGACUAUCACACUAUACAUGAUAAUGUGGAACGUGAUACAAACGGCUUAUGGCAGCAACCUCGGUUCUGAGAGUAAUGUUGGGGUCGUUGAGAGGAUCACUCGUAUCUUUCCCAUAGAACAGCAGCUCGUGGACUGGAAAAGACGUCUUCCGCCGACGCUGGCUUUACAGCAAGCAGCUAACGUUGCUCCCUCCCCAUCUGUGAUGGUCGAUUCCCAGGAUUUCUUCCUUGAAAAAUUUCGUGUUAUUCUUACACUACGACACCAUAACCUACGAGUUCUUCUUCACCGUCCUAUUCUCGUUAGCUUUCUUGACCUGGCGGGAAAUAAUUCGCCGCAGGACGAUCCGGAAACCUCUAGAUAUCUGGAACAGUUUGGCGGUAACAGCGUCCAAAUAUGUGUCCAAUCCUCCAUUGAGAUUAUCUCACUCAUUAGCACAAUUGUAGCCUCUACAGGCCUACGCCGAACCUGGCUGGGAGCCUGGUGGUUCACCUUAUACUACACCUUUAAUGCUGCUCUCGUACUCUUCGCAGCCCUGCUUGUUGUGCAAAGUCAGCACUCCGGUUCGACGGGUGGGAUUCCGCUACUGGUAUCACCAGCGGAGAUGCACCGUGCUAUGUUGGAAGCGAGCGUUGUACUACGUCGCCUCGACACAGAGAAUCGAACGAUUAAGAAGUGUGCUGAGUAUGUUGAAAAGUUGAUUGAGAUAUUUAAAACACUGGCAGCAACAUCGAACUCAUUCAUGCCUCUCCCGCUCAAUCUAGACCCUUUAUCCAGUGAAAAAUUUCACUUUGGCAAUAACGGUAACGAAACGUUCGCAUGUCUUCCCGACCCUAGCGUUUCUAACACGUCGCCGUUGGGUAUGGAACUCGGAGAAUUUAUUCUAGAAGAGGAUCUAGAGUUUAUAAAUCAGCUGUUUUCUUUAGGUGCGACGACAGGAAAUACACCAAGAUCGGUAUCAAGAGCGGCACCAGAAAUGGCGCCAGGGCUUGAUUUAAGGCUGGCUGCUGCAAGCCCUACCAUAAAUGGUGAAUAAUUAGGGACAGCAUAUCAUUGUUGAAUGCCAUCGUCCCCCCUGCACCACCUAUAGGCCUCGCGCUACCUGGGUCUUGAGUCAAGCUUCCACCCUUAUAAAAUUCAAAACUCGCUCACGCGAUUUUUUUUAUCAACAUCGUGCACGACAAAGCUCCUGUUCCUGACGAACGUGGUGGCACAGCGGCACAGAGGGGAUGGAAGAUGUUGUGGCUUCGAUAAUUUCCGCGGGAUUGGUGCAAAAAUGCCUUCGAUAAGGGAUCGCAAGCGGCAUUGUGGAGACAGGUACUGUUAGACGCAGCAUCUAGAUCUCGCCGUGUUAACCCCUCCCCUUUGUUACUUAUGCUGUCGUUUGCUCCUUCCUGUCGUUGCUCCUUCUUGCCACUACCCUAACCUCCUUCUUGCCGGCGCCUAACGAUGUCUCUGCUUCUAUACCUACACAUUGACGUCCCAACCUAUCACCCCUUAUAUUGUGCCAAACUCAAAGAACAAUCACAUACGACCAUAGACUCAAGAGAAUUGGGCAUUUCUGCCGGAGAUGGUCGCUGAAUGCAACAACUUUGAGACUUCUGUUGAUGGAAACUUGAUAACCAAUUGCUGUAUCGCGUGAACGGUUCUGAGGCCAAUGCUGCUUUUAUCUGACAACACCACCGCACGAAACGGCCAAACGUACACGGCCAUCGCAAAACGGGAAGAUGUACGAGCUAGCGCUUUGCAAGGUAGACAACUACUGUAGUAAGUAUUACAAUUAUCGUAUAAAGUCCUCUGUUUUCCAAUGUUGGAAGUCGUCUUUCCAAAUCCCGGAAACGGUAAAUCGGCUGUCUAGAAGUUGAUUGUCCAGAGAGGUGUCAGUCAGUUGGAUUAUCACGUUAUCACGUGGACUUGGAUAUCAUCCUUGUCUGUUGGUGGGAGGACCGGAAUACGGGGACCACACACGAAUUCUACAGAUCAAUUGAAUUACAACCUAAUCUACGG